Messenger RNA from Podarcis lilfordi (Lilford's wall lizard), 7922 nucleotides. NCBI's taxonomy places the organism in Eukaryota, Metazoa, Chordata, Lepidosauria, Squamata, Lacertidae. The record is from the annotation of a GenBank genome assembly.
AUGGCAGAAGUGAGGGGAUGGGUGCAUAAACACAGAGGCCCUGAAGUCCCAGGAAGCCAAUGGAAGGAGGGAUCAGACCAAACAAAUCUCAUUUAUUUUGUGGCCCUUGGUAACCUCUCUAGGUCACGCCCCCUUUUCCACCAGCCACACCCCUCACUAGCCCUGCCCCACAUCCUCCUUGAGUGUUAUUGCCUGGCUGUAAAUGUGUCCUUGAACUCAGAUAAUGCUGCUUGACUCACUGGAUGGAGCAUAGAGAAGGGUAGGUGAGUGUGUGUAAAAACAAACCAAAUGUGCAAAGGUAACAUUUGUAUUCAGUGCUCUGCCCAUUUUUGCCCCUGGCCCCAGUGCUAGGGUUGCAAGAUCAUCCAUAUUUCAAUGUAGACUGCUACAUCCUGUAUUCAAUACAGGAUACUGAUUGUCUUUUAUUUCUGCUCCUCCCUUUCUGUCUCUAGGCCAAGUUAGGGAUUCUCUCCAAAUGCAUCUGUGUGAAAGAGUGUGUAAAAGGUCAUGUAUUUAAGCUCUGGGGUAACCAAGCACAGAUAGAUUUACAAAUUCACGUGCAUGUGUGUGUGCAUGUGCGUGUGUGACAAAUUCCAGAGAGGCCAUCCUGUUAGGGUACAAUAGAUUGCAAUAGAUUGCUUUGAAGUCACUUCAGCACGAGAUGAAAAAAAUAUCACCCCCAAACCAUCCUGCCACACCCUGUCCUAUAUUUUGCCAGAACAAAGGUGGCAGCCCUAGGCCCCACCCACUGCCAGCACAUGGCCCCCAGAAGGCUGCUCAGAAGGAGAUGUGGCCCUUGGUCUGAAAUAAUAGGCUCCCUGCCCCUGGAACGAAAGAACCAGAAAGCCAGAAAGCCCCACCACCACCCACCCACAGAAAGAGUAAGAAUACCUGGCAUUUACAAAAUAAUAAUACCCGACUGACAUUACACUUCAGAGCGUUGGAAGCACUUUGCAUAGCAUUACACUUCAGAGGAGUAAUCUUGUCACCAAUUACCAAGGCUGCAUGAGUGCUCCCUCUUCUUACCUUUGCAGGUAUCUGAAGAGUGACAGCCUUGACUGUUUUGCAAUCUCCUAGCCCCACUUGGAGCAAAAUCCCCUCUCAGCUACACUGGAGUGUUUUGCCACUGAGGCAAAAUAGAAAGGGCCACUUCUCCCCACGCUGACAUCCCCUGCUGUUGACCCCCCACUCUGAUGACAACUUUCCCACUGAUUCCACACACAUACACACCCUGGCAAGGUGGGAUGGUUAAGGAAGAGGAGGAAGCAAGGAGGGGAGGAGGGGGAGGUUGUGAGUGGCGAGCGGCGCACUCCUUGUGGGCCAGUAUCUGUAGACCCUCCCAAUGGUCCCAUGCCCGUCAACCUGAGGCAAUUGCUUCACCUUGCCUCCUGGGCAGGCUGGGCCUGCCCUGAACCCCCACCCCACCAGAUUGUAGAGGUGAGCUAAGGCCAAUGUGAAGGAAAGAUGGACAAAUCUGCCACUGUGCAGUCUUAAGUUUGCUCCAUUUGCAGUUUCUUUUCAACUCCACAUGCAUUUUAUUGCCACCCAUUGUAAUGUGAGCCAGUGUGGGGUGGGGGCUAAAGUGUCAGACUAAGAUCUGGAAGAGCAGGGCUCAAAUCCCCAGUUUGGCCAUGAAGUCAUGGGAGAGACUUUGGGCCAGUCACUGCCUCUCAGCCUAACCUACCUCACAGGGUUGUUGUGGGGAUUAAAUGAGGAAGGGAAGAACCAUGUACACCUUCUUGUGCUCUGUGGAGGGAGAAAAAGGUGUGGGAUAGAAAUGCAGCAAAAUAAAUAAAUGAAUACAUCAGCAUGUGUACAUAAUUUUGCUUAAAAUAUGCACUUUUUGCAAGAACUGCUCCUCCAAUAGAAUGCAUCAUUAUACAUCAUUUCCGAUAUUAUUUCCAGUCUUCAUACAUAUCUUACACAAAUGCACAAAUCUCCUACGGCAUUCUUUAGUUGGAGAUCUCCAUCGGGAAAUUCAGGCAAGUUCCGGAAUGGGGGAGAAAUUCAGUUGCACUGAAGGCAAAUCAAUCAAAUUCAAUUUCUGAUCCGAAACCAUACAAGCACCAAAACACAGCCAUCCUCCAGAAUCUGCACUUAUCUAGCAUUUGGUGGCUGUUCUUGGCAAUUCUAGGAUCACUCAAUGCAAAAAACCACAUUUUUAACUGAAAUUGCUCUGAAGCCUGUCAUUGUUUUUAGAAUGUUUUGAUCUUUUGCUUUGUUUUUCAUUUUAAAUUGUGGAUCUGUUUGCCUCCCUGUGCUCCCUAGGGGUGUGAUGGUUGAGGGGAAGGAUAAGAAUAUCAGAAAAGCCCUGCUGAAUCAGGCCAAUGGCCUAUCUAGUCCAGCAUCCUAUUCUCACAAUGGCUGAGCAGGUGCCUCAGUAGGAAGCCUGCAAGCAGGAGCCAAGCAGAAGAGUACAGUGGUACCUCGGGUUAAGUACUUAAUUCGUUCCGGAGCUCCGUUCUUAACCUGAAACUGUUCUUAACCUGAAGCACCACUUUAGCUAAUGGGGCCUCCCACUGCCACCGUGCCGCCGGAGCACGAUUUCUGUUCUCAUCCUGAAGCCAAGUUUUUAACCUGAAGCACUAUUUCUGGGUUAACAGAGUCUGUAACCUGAAGCGUAUGUAACCUGAAGCGUAUGUAACCCGAGGUACCACUGUACUUCCCCAUCCUGUGGCUUCCAGCAACUGGUAUUCCAACCUGAGAUAAAUUCAAUAAAUUGACGAUGAAAUAACUGAAUUUUGCAGUGCAGUUCUCCAACCAACUGGUGUUACAAAACUGUGUGUGUUAGGGAAAGUUUGCAUUAAAAUGAAGGUGUUCAGGGAGAAAGCAUACAACAUGCAUUAGGGGAGGUUGCUUGCAAAAAUGUGUGCAUUAGUCAAAAUGCCAUACGAAAAUGUAUGUUUUUGGAGAAAUUUGCUCUGAAAUGCCAAUGAAUUUUCAUGAGAUUUUAUAUACAAACACAUUGUUGCAGAAAUAGAUCAGUUGGUUAAGAGCAUGGUACUGAUACUCCCUGUAUGGAUUGUACAAGGUUCAGUCCCUGUAUGGGACAGCUGCAUAUUUCUGCAUUGCAGGGGGUUGGACUAGAUGCUCCUCAGGGUCCCUUCCAACUCUAAAAACUCCAUGAUUCUAUUAUUCUUUCUCUAUGAAAUGUAAGGAAAUUACUUCAAGACCAGGAAAAUAAGGCAAAGGUUGCUGGCCUCUGUCAAGGACAUGGCAGUGAGGCCAGGCCAGACUCUGCAGCCCAGAAGCACCCCCAGCAGAAGGCAGGCAAGCAAGGAAGGACGGGGAGCCAGGGGUGGGGCCAUCCAGGACAUGCCUGGGGGGUGGCGCUGACAGUCCCCCGACAGGCUGUUCUGCCACCUAUGCCGGGGUGGGGGAGGGAUCCCCACGGAAGCCACCACCUGCAUGGGGGUGCCUGGGUGCUUCCUCAGAAUUUUGCACCCAGGGACACAGCCCCCUGCCCCCCUGCUAUGCCACUGAAAGGGAGUGGCCAUAUUGACAGAUUCUUCCAUCUCUAGGGAAUUUUGAAUUUCAAAGGAGAGACCUGCUUUUGUUCCAGAAGUGGGAUGAACAUCUGAGCCCCAUGGGAAUUCCAGAGGGUGGUGACAUGAGAAGAGUUUUGUUUUUUACUGGUGGCUCCCCACCUGCAGAAUGCUGUCCAGGGAGGCUCAGCUGGCACCAUCAUGGGAUAGCUUUUGGUGCCACGCAAAAGACUUUUGGCUUUUAAAUUAUCUGUGGCCUCUAUGUCUGACUCAGAUGUUUUCAUCCUGCCUUUAAAAAACAGGAUUGUCUUUUUUAUGCUGGUUUCAAUUUAUGUGGUUUCAUAGAAUCAUCAGGUUGGAAUGGGCCCAAGGGUCAUCUAGUCUAACCCCCGGCAAUGUAGGAAUCACAGCUAAAGAGUCCCUGGCAGUGGUCAUCCAACCAACCUAUGUUUAAAAACCUUCAUUGAAAGAAAGUCCACCACCUUCUGAUGUAGUCUGUUCAUUUGUAAGUCGCUUUGCAUUGCUUUGGUUUUUAAAAAGUCACAAUAAAUUUAAUAGCAAACAAUUUUCUCCACAUCCCUAGGAUAUCUCCUGUCCUACCCGCCCUGCCUUCAACUCAUGAUGUGAGCAUUUGUCUCUGCAAGUAAUGAAUUGUGACGUUAUUCGUUGGAAAGUGGAUUGACAGUGUUGGGAUGUCCGUGUUCCUCCUCCCUUUCAUAAAUUUAAAAGGAUGUCCUUGAAAAGGCAAAAUUAACAGCAGAUCAAAAAUGACAUCCAGACUCAGCCGCAAUGUUUGUUCAGAGCUUUGGUAAAUCAGAAACCCCAUCACAUGCAAUCAUUUCAGUUACAAACCCUCCAACAUUUCUCCAAUUAAAAGAGGGAUAUCCUAUUCCAUACCCUCCAACGUUUCCCUGAUGAAAAUAGGGAUGUCCUAAGCAAAAAAAAAAAAGGACAUUUCAGGAUUAAAUCAGAAACCAGGAUGACUUCUGAAAAUCCAGGACUGUCCCUGGAAAAUAGGGGCACUUGGAGGGUCUUGCCUCCCCAUUCUGAAGGAGGAGCCAGAGUGGUCCAGCUUUAGUGGGGAGGCUGUUGUCAAGGCAACCAUGACUCACCCAGCCCAGCCUAUGUGACAUCACUCACUGCUGGCUUCUAGGGACCAACUGCAACUGAUCAGAAGUUGGCAGUGAGGAGCAGGAGUGAAAGAGUUGGCAGUGAGUUUGAAGCCCUGGCCCCCAAUGAUCAGGUCCAUUGCUGCAGCCCUCCUCUGCCUCAUCUGGACUUCCCUGAGGUGGGCUGGGCAGAGAGAGGGACUGGUCCAAGGUCACCCUGUGAGCGUGGUGGCGGAGGGAUGGCUUGAACCCAGGGCUCCAGUUUCUCAACUUCUCCCCAUUCUCUCCUAGCUUCAAGAGGCUGUGAGAGUUGCUGCAAGAGGAACAAGGUCCACCCCAUGGUCUCCAAGAAAGAUCCUUGUGGGUCACCAGGAGGUGGAAACAGGCAAGUCUGGGGCUCCAGGUGAGCAAUUGUUCUGUUGCUGAGAGGAAGAUGAUUGCGAGGCCUGUAAGACUCUGAUGAUAAUGGAGUCCGGAGGAGACUGACCUCUGCUUUGAGGAGACUUGGAGGAAGGCAGAGGUGGUUACUUUGUAUUUUACUUUAUUUUUGACCUUUUUCCUUUGUUUCACCUGCAGAGUUGCCAGCCCAGGGCCCACCGUUGGAGCUCCACUCUUUGAGGAGGUUCACGGUGGAGCCCUUGGAAAGAUGAUCUUCAUGUGGCCGGGCGAACUUGGGAAGGGUACCUCAGCCUCUACCAUCUUUGGCAUUUAAAGCCGAGCUCUGGGAGGCAGUGGGGGGGCAGUGCUUGGAUAGGACAUGCCAACAUGCCCCCCAAAGGCACCCUGGGGGCUGGAGAGACCGCCUCUGGUGCCCACAGGUUCACCUUUCACCCCCACCGAAAUCAGUCUUGAAAUGAACAUCUUUUGGUAGCCAACAGAAUAGGGGCAGUUUGGGCUUGGGAGAGUGGGAUGUGGCACCUCCAGGGGUUUCCCAUCCCUUAAGUAGCGUUCUUUUCAUUCCCUUUCCCUUCCACCCAGACGGAGUCCUCAUCAAAGACCUUGAGGCGGGGAGAGGGAGAUCUUGUCAAGUUAAGUCCGGCCACAAAGAGUGACAACCAUGGGUGUAGCCAGGAUUUUGGUUGUGGGGGGGCUUUCAUUUUGGGGCCAGAACCUCAGUUUGCUAUGUGUUUUUAUUGGUUUUUAUUGAUGGGGGGCAGCUUCCCCCCCUGCCCCCCAGCUAUGCCUAUGGUGACAAGAGACUUCCCAGGCAAGUUCAGAUACAAGAAUAAGAUGGGAGAAAGCUCUUCUCUUUCGGCUCACACCAGGGAACUCUCCCUGCAAAUGGCACAUGGUUGCUAUUUGACAUCACAAUGAAUUUAUUUUGUACACUUAGGGGUGCCUCCCCACCAUGCCAGGAUCCUGAGACCCACAGGCAUAUCUGGCAGGACGGCGCCAAACAAAGGGUCCUGGACCAAAGUAUUUUCUGAGAUCUUUUUGAUAACUGGGCCAACAAUUCACCCUUCUCCUUGUCUGGCUCUUUUGAAUUUGUAUGUUUGGAUCGAGACCUUAAUAACAAGGAACUGAUUUUGUAUCUGUUGACACUGGCUGGGACCACAACUGCCAAAUUUUGGAAGACCUCAGCAGGGCAGAUUCCUCGCUCCUUCCCAAAGAUGAGACUGUCAAGGCCCUUCUUCUGUAGAGAUCGGGAUUGGCAACUGGCGUCCCUGGGACCAAACUGCCCUCCUGAGACAAAUCAUCUUGUCUAAGCCACAAACAUGUCUUGAGGAAAUGGAUUUCUUUGAGUCUCCCUCCUCCCUCCUCCCUCCUCCCUCCUCCCUCCUCCCUCCUCCCUCCUCCCUCCUCCCUCCUCCCUCCUCCCUCCUCCCUCCUCCCUCCAAAGCCCAACUGCCUUUAACUGUCACACACACACUGUCCCAACUGUCACCUGCCUGUCACACUCCAUCCUCAGCCAAUCAGCACGCAGCACACCCCAAGGUUCCAUCCUCUCACAGCCCACUCACUGCUCUCACUUUACCUUAUAUCCCACAAAUGUUUCUCUACACAACAUUUUACCACAUGUCCCUUAAUAUACAAACCUACACAGGUCAGUUAACAAUGACGAACACCUGUCCAUUUGACUGGGUUGCCCCAGGCACUCUGGAUAGCUUCCAAUAUAAAGAAAGACAUAAUAAAACAUUAAACUUUUUAAAAAAACUUCCCUAUACAGGGCUGCAUUCAGAUGGCUUCGGGGGGGGGGGCAUAACUCCAUACCCUCCAGUAUUUCUCCAAUGAAAAUAGGGACGUCCUAAGGAAAAGCAAGACUUUCCAGGAUCUAAUCAGAAACCAGGGUGAUUGGAAAAUAGGAAAAUAUGGACGCUGUCAGGAAUUGCUCCAGGUGACUCAAGUAAGUAAGCUAAGCUGAAUGGAACAAUGAGGGAAUGCCUAACAGAUCCUCACUGCCUCCUGGCUUGCUUUUGCCCUGGUGUUUUGGAAGCUUCUGAAAAUACCCUUCAAAUCAGCUGCUUGGAUAUAGGAGAGAGCGUUGGCCUGGCCUGAGGCCUCAGAGCUGCCCACCAGGUGCUUUCUCAGAUGAAAAUAGGAACAUCCUAUUCAAUAAUAAAGGGACGCGGGUGGUGCUGUGGGUUAAAGCACAGAGCCUAGGACUUGCUGAUCAGAAGGUCGGCGGUUCGAAUCCCCGCGACAGGGUGAGCUCCUGUUGCUCGGUCCCUGCUCCUGCCAGCCUAGCAGUUAAAAAGCACGUCAAAGUGCAAGUAGAUAAAUAGGUACCGCUCCAGCGAGAAGGUAAACAGUGUUUCCGUGCGCUGCUCUGGUUCGCCAGAGCUUAGUCAUGCUGGCCACAUGUACGCCGGCUCCCUCAGCCAAUAAAGCUAGAUGAGCACCACAACCCCAGAGUCGGUCACAACUGGACCUAAUGGUCAGGGGUCCCUUUACCUUUAUUUAAUAAUAAUAAUAAUAAUAAUAAUAAAAAUAAUUUUACUAUUUAUACCCUGCCCAUCUGACUGGGUUGCUUCUAACAACUUUAAAAAUAUAAUAAAACAUUUUAAAACUUCCUUAUACACGGUUGCCUUCAGAUGUCUUCUAAAGACUGUAUAGUGUUUUAUCUCCUUAGCUGUGAGGUUGCGAAGCUCCAUACCCUCCAGCAUUUUGCCUAUUAAAAUAGGGAUAUCUUAUUUCAUACGCUCCAGCAUUUCUCCAGUGAAAAUAGGGACAUCCUAUUCCAUACCCCCCCAGCAUUUCUCCGAUGAAAAUAGUGACGUCCUAUAAUUACAAACUUCUCGUAUUUCUCUGCCUCCUAUGUUCUUCUUUUUUCUUAUUCUUCUUGUUUAGAAAUGGAUUUCUUUUGAAGAUUGGAGGGGAAACAAUCUGA